This is a messenger RNA of Nematolebias whitei (Rio pearlfish), 1988 nucleotides long. It is a transcript of the gene phactr2, whose product is annotated as phosphatase and actin regulator 2. Gene Ontology annotation, biological process: actin cytoskeleton organization. Bases 57 to 1640 code for a protein of 527 amino acids. Gene Ontology annotation, molecular function: actin binding. The record is from RefSeq and is a predicted model, not a curated record. The transcript is spliced from 12 exons. Lineage: Eukaryota; Metazoa; Chordata; Actinopteri; Cyprinodontiformes; Rivulidae.
UGUCUCAGCCAGCGAGCGUUGACGGCCUGGAAAAAUCAUCUGUGGCCAGCUGUGACAUGGUUGUAGACAACACCACCAAUACCCAGAAUGCUCCAGGAUCUCGACAGCAGCGAGGAAAGCUGUCGUCUCUGGGAAAAAUCUUCAAGCCCUGGAAGUGGAGGAAGAAGAAAACCAGCGACAAGUUCCAGGAUCUCUCCAAAGUUCUAGAGAGAAAAAUAUCCACCCGACAAACGAGGGAGGAGCUCAUAAAGAGAGGAGUUCUCAUUCCUGAGCAAGAUGAACCAAUCAACAGUGAAAAUCUGAACGGCCAUGCCACGUCCAGUUUGACUCCAGAGGAGGUUAAAGUGGACAUCGAGUCUCCAGAAACACCCGUCGAGGAACAAGCCACUGGGCCAGUUAGCACCAAGGGGAAAACAACAGCCAAAUCCUCAAAUCCAAAGAAGACGGGAUGCACAGCAAAAACUCCCCCCGUCUCCUCAUCUACGCCUCGUUCUCGAGUGCCUAAGGACACCGCAGCUCCAGCAAAGGCUAACGGGACAGAGGCAAAGGCCAGCCGAAAAUCAGACACUCCGACUUCUUCUUCUGUACCUCAGAAACACUCCACAGAGACUCCUAGCCAGCCUGGGGAGUUAAAACCCUCACCACCUCCCUCGGUCAACAAGCCUCCUUCAUCUAAAGCCUCAGGAAAUGAGGCAGAGGGAAGUCGGGCAGCUUCUAAACCUGAUCUAGAGUCUAAACCAGCUCCUGGUAGCUCAACUUCAGGUGAAGAGACUCACAAAGGGACUGCUGCUGACACCAGAGUCCAGUCCCCCCAUAUCAACAUGGCUACAGAGGACACGUCCUUCACAGAGGGAGAGACAGAGGUUGGCACACGGCAGGAGAAACAGGAAAAGACCAAAGGGGAAGAAGUUAAGAAGAAUGGAGAAACGGAGUGCGGUGUAGAGAAUGGCCAGAGGUCGGAGGAGGGCGCCACUGAAAAACCGCACGGUCCUAGUGUGAAAACUGAGCAGGCUGAGGUCACCAUUAUCCCCGACAGACCAACUUAUAGCCAGACCAGUGACUCUGAUUCUGAUGGACCCAUCCUGUAUCGGGACGAUGACGAAGAGGAGGAGGAGGAUGAAGACUAUGAAAACAACUCUCUGGCCAACAAGAUCCGUCGACGAGACACGCUGAACAUUAAGCUUGGCAACCGACCGAGCAAGAAAGAGCUGGAAGAGAAGAACAUUCUGCCAAGGAGCUCCGAGACCGAGCGGCACGAGCUCCGCCAGCAGAUAGGCUCCAAAUUAGUCAGGCGUCUGAGCCAAAGACCCACAACAGAGGAGCUGGAGCAGAGAAACAUCCUGAAGCAGAAAAAUGAAGCUGAGGAGAAAGAAGCCAAGCAGGAGAUUAAAAGGAGACUCACAAGAAAGCUGAGCGUGAGGCCGACAGUGGCAGAGCUCAUCGCUCGGAGGAUUCUGCGUUUUAACGAGUACGUGGAGGUGACGGAUGCCAAGGAUUAUGAUCGGAAGGCAGACAAACCGUGGACGAGACUUACUCCUGCUGACAAGGCUGCCAUCCGUAAGGAGCUGAACGAGUUUAAGAGCCGAGAGAUGGAGGUUCAUGAAGACAGCAAACAGUUCACCAGGUUCCAUCGGCCGUAAAAAGCUCCAGCUGCAACCAGAAGCUCUGUGGGCCGCAGGUCCUAGCGGUCCUCCAGCCCCUCACUCUCCAUUUGCUUCUGAAUCCAGUUGACCUUUUUUUCCUAACAAGACACUUUGAAUUGCCAUAGCAAGGAAAGCUCCGUUGUUUUUAUUUUAAUUUUUUUCUUUAUUUGCAACAUUAAACAUGGCUGCAUUUGAUUUAGGAGAGCCAGAUGCAAGACUGUGGGGUUGUGCUUGUUUGAGUUUAAUGGAAGUUUUAAACUGCUGCAGCUGUUCAAAAUGUCUUCUGUGGAGAACAUCUGUUGCGUCUGAUGAUACCUAAUUAAAAUGACAGCUACAGUAAUGUCU